CGACCCAAGCAGACCUUUGGCCGGUGUCUCCGUUCUGGUCAAGGAAGGGGACGGUGUGAGCCAGAGGUCAGACGGUGUGAGCCAGAGGUCAGACGGUGAAGCCUCCUUCGCUGCUUCAGACUGACGGUGUUGUGGUUGUAGGUGAUGAGGAUGAAAGAUGUGAAUAAUGAUGCGACGACAGCAGAGACGCCGGAGACAAGAUGCUCGGAAACUUCGACUUGCGACCUCGUGGCUGCCGUCAACGACUUACAAACAGCUGUUGCGGAAUUGAACAGGACUUUGAACGAGAGCCUGGCCGAGGACCUUGGAAACAACGUCCUCGAGGAAGCAGCGAAGGUGUGGGACCAGCGCGAAACGAAGCAAGAAGAGGCCUUCACAGUUAUAGAGGAAGCGAUGACCAGCGCAUCCAUCGCCAUUGCGAAUUCGCUCACAAAUUGCACAAAGAAUUUCACGAGCGAAAAGCUACACAUGCAAGUGUCCAGUAAACCCUUGAGUUACUACAGCAAGGCCGAAGCACGUCGUUACGAGACCCCUGAUCGAGGCACAACGGUCGUCCUUCCAGAGCAGCUCUAUCGAGAUCGCGUCGGAGAGGACGGCUUCGUGAGAGUCAUCGUCGUGUCCUAUGAGACCCAUCUUGGCUUCAACGAUUCGAAUCCUCCAGACCUGAGUGAGGAGUCCAAGGAUGAGUUUACUGCCUGGGAUCAGCAGAUCAGCAGGAUUAUCAGCGUCACCGUGGUAGGAACUGGAGACUGGCGUUCAGCCACAGGAGAACACGUGAGACUAAACUUCAGCCACGUGAACGCGAGCGACCACCUCCCUACAACGACCCCCCGAUGCGUGUGGUGGGACAAGCGGUCUCGCGGCUGGAACACGAGCGGCUGUUUCGCGAGCCUCAGCAGCGACCGCUUCACCGAGUGCAGCUGCGACCACCUGACGUCCUUCUCUCUCCUGGUGGAUGUCUGGGGACGUCGGGAGGACCCUGGAUGGACGGAGGGUCCGGGCUACGAGGCUUCCCGCUGGCUGGGCACCGCGGGCUGCGCCGCCUCCUUGCUCUGCCUCGCCCUCUCCCUCGCCGUCAUCGUCGCCCACAAGCCCCUGCGAAGCUCUCUCUGCUGGAGGAUCCGCGGCCAGCUGUGCCUGAGUCUCCUGCUGGCGUACGGGCUGGUGCUGGUGGCCGUGGGCGUGGUCGGGAGGGGGGCGUGGUGGUGCAGGGCGGUGGGCGUGUUGCUGCACUACUGGCUGCUGUGCGCGUUCUCGUGGGGGGCGCUGGAGGCGUUCAACAUGUACCUGAAGUUCGUGAAGGUGUGGCGGACGCAGAGGGCGCUCUUCAAGUCCUACCUGGGCGCAGGCUACGGCUUCCCCGUCGUGGUGGUUGGCCUGACCCUCGCCGUCACGCAGGGCCGAGGCUACAGCACUGUGGGCAUAUGCUGGCUGGCUUCUAAGGAAAUCAUGUGGUCUUUUAUCGGUCUGCUGAUGGCGAUCCUGGCGAUGAACCUCCUCGUCUUCCUGCUGGUGAUUCGCAUUCUGGUCAAAAAUGUCCGAGAAAGAAAGAGAUUCCUUCACAAAACUGACGCGGGGAUCAGAGGCCGAAUCUGGGGCUCCGCGACCAUCUUCUCGACCCUCGGUUUCGCGUGGGUCACGGGCGUCGUCCACGUGGCCUUCGAUGCACCCUUCUCUGCCAUUCUCUUCAGCUUCUCAGCCUCUUCUCAAGGUGUCUGGAUUUUCGUCUUCGGGAUCCUCAUGGACGCGAAGAUACGGAGGGAAAUUAAGGAUCUUCUGAUUCCUCCAAAAGCGGAUUGUGGAGUAUCCGUUCGUGCAGUGCAGAGUAGUAGGGAGACAGACAAAUAUGACGUCACAUUCACUCCCUCGAGGACGGAAGAGUGAGGGAAAUGUUGGCACUGCGGCUUCACCCAAGAUCUGCCAGCGUUUCCUGAACUGACUCCCAUGGCUGCAAAAUGGCA
Molecule: messenger RNA, 1961 nt
Organism: Penaeus vannamei (Pacific white shrimp)
Lineage: Eukaryota; Metazoa; Arthropoda; Malacostraca; Decapoda; Penaeidae
Source: RefSeq, a predicted model, not a curated record